GCGGUCAUCUGUCAACGUAGCGUGUUGUGGGAUUUAAUUUGUUCACAAUAUUCGCCUAUAUAGUUAUUUAAAAAUGUCUUUCAAAGUAGCUAUAAGGAGUUUUAAGACCCUCGCAUAUGUCGAAAGUUACAAGAAAAUUAGAGAUCGGCCAUUAACCUACUACUUUGCGGCCAUAAUAGGGGCAGGAUGUGUCACAUACAAUCAAUACAAACAAAACAAAAAUAAAGUUGAGGCAAAGGAAAUAAUGCAGCUCAGGAACUACAUGGCUGAUCCUGUGACACCAAUCAGCCAGUUGGAGAAGAAUCCAGAUGAUAUGAAGACACAGAUGGAACUGCUUAUCAUGAGAAUACAGUCAGAAUUCUGUAGGGCUUUGGAAAAAGAAGAGGAUGAGGCAUGGGAAGACGAAAAAACAGCUGACGAGUAUGAUUAUGACAACGAUGUAUUUUUACCAUCGCCGGAAUCAAAGUUCAAAGUAGAUCGUUGGAUACGAAAAGAGGGUGGAGGAGGGAUUACGUGCGUUUUACAAGAUGGUAGGGUGUUUGAAAAGGCUGGCGUCAACAUAUCCGUGGUUUCUGGAAAGCUGCCUCCUGCUGCCGUCCAGCAAAUGAAAAGCAGAGGUAAAAACUUUGAGAACAAAGAGCUACCGUUCUUUGCGGCUGGCGUGAGCGCUGUCAUCCACCCGCGCAACCCCAUGGUGCCCACCAUACACUUCAACUACAGAUACUUCGAGGUCGAGGAUAAGAAUGAGGUCCACUGGUGGUUUGGAGGUGGUACAGACUUGACUCCCUAUUACCUUAACGAAGAAGACGCGAUACAUUUCCAUAUGACACUCAAACAUGCCUGCGACGCGCACGAUGCCAGCUACUAUGAAAAGUUCAAGAAAUGGUGUGAUGACUAUUUCCAUAUCACCCAUCGGGGAGAACGACGGGGUGUAGGAGGAAUAUUCUUCGAUGAUAUCGACCACCCCAAUCAGCAAAGUGCCUUUGAGUUCGUAACGUCGUGCGCCGAAGCAGUUAUACCCAGUUAUUUACCAAUAGUUCAAAAGCACAAGGAGGAUGCCUACGGUUAUUAUGAACGCCAGUGGCAGCUGCUCCGUAGAGGUCGAUAUGUUGAAUUUAAUCUGAUAUACGACAGAGGCACUAAAUUUGGCCUCCACACUCCCGAAGCCAGAUACGAAUCCAUACUUAUGUCGCUUCCCUUAAAUGCUAAAUGGGAGUACAUGCAUGAACCAAAGGCGAAUUCACCAGAAGCAAAAUUGAUGCAAGUACUAAAGGAACCGAGAGAUUGGCUUUACAUUCAAAAAACAAAAAGCUCAACAACUUAAUUAUAGAUUAAACCCUAAAGAGCUCUCCCAAUCCUCUAAAUGGUGUAUUAAUAGUGAUUUUAUGUAUGUUCCUGUACUAAACAUGGACAAUAAAAGUUUUCCUACCCAUGACUUUCAUAGGCUUAUGGUGUGGUUGAGGGAUAAAUACAUUAAAAAAAUUGUAAAUAUUCAAUUAUUUUUUUAUAAAGUUGCAGGACCAACAUUACGGUAACCAAACUGAAAACCGCAAACUGCUCUAAGCCUCAAACUUUAAAUAUAGUAGGAUAUUGUUUUUUUUUUGUAAUAAAUAAUAAAAAAAAUACGAAAUA
Pararge aegeria (speckled wood butterfly) is the source of this 1632-nucleotide messenger RNA. RefSeq names its product oxygen-dependent coproporphyrinogen-III oxidase (gene Coprox). The transcript has 9 exons. Gene Ontology annotation, molecular function: coproporphyrinogen oxidase activity. Gene Ontology annotation, cellular component: cytoplasm; mitochondrial intermembrane space. The record is from RefSeq and is a predicted model, not a curated record. NCBI's taxonomy places the organism in Eukaryota, Metazoa, Arthropoda, Insecta, Lepidoptera, Nymphalidae. Bases 74 to 1324 code for a protein of 416 amino acids.